AUGACAGCCCUUGAGGUUCAGGUUAAUCAAAUAUGGGGCAAUGAGGAAGAAACUCAAGUAUUUGCUCACGUUCACGAUGAGAAAGGGUCUUGUCUUACUUUCCGCAUCUCUCAAAACAAUGCGCUACCCCUAAGUCGCGAGACCCGAGUCGUGGCGUGCUUUCACGACUUGCCGGUUGCGUCUUUUGACGAAACAUUUGAAGAGCGCGCUGCAACGCACGCGAUUAUUGAUCUCUAUGACGGUGAAGAGGGGACGAGGAACAUCAUCUAUCGUACGCCAAACCUCAACGGACCAUGCCCAGCCGCUGAUCAGUUCAUGCAUGAACGAGAAGUCUUCUACCGCACUAUUAAGACAGUCUAUUUGAUGCCACCGCAUCCUAACAUUCAACCUCCUCCGCGCGCUGUUGCCGUUGCGGGACAUUGGGAAGACCAAGGCCAGGCCCUCUUGUGUGGGACACUAUACCCGAAUCCAAAAUUUUGCGAGUUGCAGCAAAUGAAUGUCAAGAAGGAUUUGUAA
This is a messenger RNA of Trichoderma gamsii, 516 nucleotides long. RefSeq lists its product as hypothetical. Bases 1 to 516 code for a protein of 171 amino acids. NCBI's taxonomy places the organism in Eukaryota, Fungi, Ascomycota, Sordariomycetes, Hypocreales, Hypocreaceae. The transcript has 5 exons. The record is from RefSeq and is a predicted model, not a curated record.